AUGCUUCUUGAGGGUGCCCGUUUCUCACUACAUCUCGGUCUGCUUCUGCCUCUGUCACUCAUUACAGCUGCUCAGCCUGAACCUGCUCUAUCCUCGGUGCUCGAAGCCCGGGACAUAGACAAGCCUAUACCAGGAGGACCUUUAGACACAACAUAUCUGCCUGCUCAGAUUGGUGGUAUAGUCGGAGCAUACGCUAUAUCAUUGGUGCUGGUCGCCAUUACAUUGCUUGCUCUAUCCAAGAAACGCCGCGAGCAUAUCGCAGCUGGAAUCGACGAACUCGACUUCACCGUCCGGAAAGAUAUCACCAGUCCCGACUUUCCGCCUGCGAUUCCUACAACCCUAAAUAUCAUCACCAGCACCCCGCUUGGUAAACCAGAAUUCCAGGAGUCACAAGAAGGAUUUAACCCUUACAUCCAUCCAUCGCCAUCUUCGAGCAUCGGAGCUCCAGGAACCAAUCCUUUUGUUGAUCCACGUGUCGUUGCAGUAGACAGAGUCAUGGCUCAAUCUCAGCUUGAAGACAUGUACAAGCAUGUACUGGAGCAUGAGGAUGCAAAGAAGCGAGGAGUUGUCUAUGAUGUUCCUCUUCCUCCCACUGCUCACCACCAGUCACGCCCUUCAGCCUCGGCCUCGGUACUAUCUAUGAAGUCUUCGAUGUCGUCACCCCCCAAGAAGGAAAGGAGUAAGCCAGCAACGCUCAACCUUUCGGCUGCUCGUGAAGAAAAGACUCAGUCCAGAACCUCUUCAUUCUUGUCAGCACUGCGAUCUCCCAAGAAGAAGGCAAUGAGGGGUGUCAGCAUCUCAUCGCCUCUUAUGACCCCUCAGUCGGGUGAAUUUCCUCGCUAUGAAACACAAGAGAUGAGCACGAUCCCUCCCCGACAAUAUGCCCCGGCCCCUCCGCCUCCGGUCCCCACUAACCAGGCUCCGUACGGACACCCGGCCGUCCCGCCUCAAGCUUAUGCGCCGCCGACCCCGGAUAUCUCGCCCGAGAGUGUUAUGAGUAUCGACGAACGGAUUGGAACCCAGCUACCUCCUCCUGGUCACGCCCGAACGGUAUCGCACGCACCCACCGAGCGGGAACCUGAGUCGGCCACUUCGGAGCACUCCCAGGUGCCUUUGGUCGGCCUGCCAUCGUCUCCCAAGCCCGGAGCACGAUUCCCUUCUCUACCAGCAUCGCCAAAGCCUGGACAGACCUUCCAACGCGCCAACGCACCCACGGCUGUCCGCACUGGUGGAUCUCUGCCCUUGCGUGCCUACGAGCCUGCUCUGGCCUCGCCUAAUACCAUUGGCCGGACCACCAAGCAGACAGUUUUCGAAAGGAGGGGACCUCUAUCACCCAGCGGAGCAAUGACACCUCAUACUGCCGGUGCAGUGCCUUACUCGCCUUACCAACCUUUCACACCAUGCAUGCCGUUGACACCAUCGCUGGUGACCAGGGAGGAGCGGAAGAAGAUGAAACGCAUGGUGCCUAAGACUCCCACCCUGGAGAUGGUACAGAGUGCAGAUGAUGUUUGGUAA
Molecule: messenger RNA, 1515 nt
Organism: Fusarium sp. VM40
Lineage: Eukaryota; Fungi; Ascomycota; Sordariomycetes; Hypocreales; Nectriaceae
Source: the annotation of a GenBank genome assembly